AUGUCAGGAAUUGAAGUUCUUUCUUGUGCUGUUGGCCUGGUCUCACUAAGUAUCCAGCUCACAGAGUCCGUGGUAAGGCUGAAGCGGGUUUAUAAUGCCGUCAAAGAUGCCCCACGGCGCAUCGAGUCUGUGGUCUUCGAUCUCGAAACAAUGGCUAUUGCUCUCCGAGAGCUAGAACAUCUUCGGUCCCAAGGGAGAUGUAACGACGCUUCCCUUGCACGUUGCGCCACCAGUUGUGAACAACGUAUUUCAGAGAUCAGGGCGGUCGUUGACAGAAUAGAACUCUACAUGGCGAGCUCGUUUAAGCUCAAAGGCAGGCUCUAUGCCGUCUUCAAAACGUCCGACAUGAAAGAUCUCCUCAACGAUCUUGAAGGGACCAAGAGCUCACUCAUGAUCGCUUACGCCAUGUACAAUGCUGCAGAGCAACGGCAACGAGAUGAGGAGCAAGUUCGGCUCAUAAAUGACCUUCAGAACCAGCUGAUGGCUGCAAAUGCAGACACUUUGCUCCAGUUAUCCACCCUCAUACCCCCGGCUCAGACAUUCCGACCAUCAAUCCAAACGACAGAACGUACAGCUUCAACCUUUGAAAGCCAACUGAGCAAUCCCCAGCCCACUGAUACAAGCCCCCAGAACCAAAUACAACCACACCCUUAUAUCCCACUACGCCGGCCGAGGCGGAACAACGGCGAGAAGAGAUUUGUGGCAAAAUUUCGUCUGCCAACGUGGUUGUGCUCACGUGUUUGGAACUUCGCCGUGAUGUCCAAUCUGCAUGGGUGGGAUGUUCUUUUCCGCACCUAUCGCAUUGUACCGAGAGACUCUCCGAUCGUCCUAGCAUGCGCAGUCGGCAAUCUACUAGAAUUUAGGAGAUUGAUUGAGAGUGGUGAGGCAUCAUUAUUAGAUGCGUUUCACACUGGAUGGUCGGAGACGAACCUAUUGGAAUGUGCUACUAUGUACAGCCAACUUGAAAUAUGUCGCUACAUUCUUACCAUGACUCGUACCUAUAACAGCAAAGCACUAAGUAGCGCUUUUUUACAAUGGGCCAUGCGCGGUUCCGGCUACAGAAUAGAUGAUGUGUAUCGGCUAUUUCUAAGUCACCCCGGUUGGGACUACGAUCUCGACACUGAAGACUCGUCUGCUUGGCCCUUCGGGCCCCUCUGGCUCAUUUUCUGCCCCAAUUCAUUCUGCUUUCAAUUGAUCCUGCGUUCUCAGUCUCGGGAACUUUGCGCCUGGUCUGUGGAGGACAGGUUUGAGCUCUUAUAUGCUAAUGGCGAGCUUGGAUGCGCGCAAUUUCUCGAUUGCAUCGGCUUGACUCAGACUGACCAGAGGCUGGCCAACCUAAAGACUCGCAAUGGCUAUACCCUUCUGCAUCAUGUUGCCAGCCAUUGUAGGAAGUACGGUUGUGAUACUCAGCAAUGGCUCAACCUGGGCAAGACCCUGAUCCGGUGGGGCGCAGAUCCUUCUGCUAUCAAAUCAUCAGGAUACUACACACCACUAAAUGACUUGAUUCAAGCAGGCGAGCACGUGGGACCAAACAUGCUGCUAAGUCGCCUUCGUCUUUGGAUCCAGAUGCUGCAGGAGGCGGGUAUUGAUCUUGAAGAUUAUGGUGCGAAGGAGAGCCGGACAUGGGGACCAAUUCACGGACAUAGAUUAUUCGUUGAAGCCUUGACAUACGGACCUGUAUCCACAGACUGGAGCUUUGUGGUCAGAUCGAUCCGAACGGUGCCCAUAUACAGGCUACUACAGCCUCCGGGAGCCUUUAACAUCAGUCACAGUGUCCCUGACAAGAUAUUGUGGCAUCCUGGUCGCGUGGAGUUGGAAGAAGAAGGCCAUUGGACACAGGCCGGCACAUUCAGUCAAAUGUCACCAACAGUGGACAUGCGAAACAUGACGACUCGGGGACGAUCAUGCUCUUGUGUGAUCGCGCUGCUUCCCGACCACUACCCCGGACCAGGUCGCACAGCCAGCCUCCGUGCCUCAAGCGGCGAGAAGUAG
Messenger RNA from Exophiala mesophila, 1992 nucleotides. RefSeq lists its product as uncharacterized. The transcript is spliced from 3 exons. NCBI's taxonomy places the organism in Eukaryota, Fungi, Ascomycota, Eurotiomycetes, Chaetothyriales, Herpotrichiellaceae. The record is from RefSeq and is a predicted model, not a curated record. Bases 1 to 1992 code for a protein of 663 amino acids.